CUCAGCGUUGUUUAGGGACAUUAGGAAGAUGGCGGCUGCCCAGCUCUACUGUGUCUGCCGGCAGCCCUAUGAUUUUAAUUUGUUUAUGAUCGAAUGCGACAUUUGUAAGGACUGGUUUCACGGCAGUUGUGUUCAGAUAGUGGAGCACUAUGCUGCCGAUAUUGAUGUUUACCACUGUCCCAACUGUGAGCCCAUCCACGGACCCUCUCUGAUGAAAAAGCGUAUUAACUGGCACAGGCAUGACUACACGGAGCCAAAUGACAGCACACGACCCGUGCAAGCGGGAACGGCUGUGUUCGUACGGGAACUCCAGGAGAGGAGCUUCGCCAGCGGCAGUGAGAUUCUGGUGUAUAUGCAGGGGAGUCAGGUGACCCAACAGUACCUGGAGAAAGAGGGCUUCCAUUACCCCAUGGUGGUGCCUGAACUGGAUGGACUGGGCCUUAAACUGCCCCCUCCGUCUUUCUCUGUCAGAGAUGUGGAACAUUACGUGGGUGCCAGUAAAGUUAUCGAUGUGAUCGACGUUGCGAAACAAGCAGACAGCAAGAUGAAGCUGGGAGAGUUUAUAAGAUAUUUCCACCAGCCCAAACGGCCCAAAGUGUUGAACCUUAUCAGCUUGGAGUUCUCCGAUACAAAGAUGUCUGAUUUAGUGGAGGUUCCGGAAAUAGCGCAGAAGAUGUCCUGGGUGGAGAACUACUGGCCCGAUGACUCGUUCUUCCCCAAACCAUUUGUGCAGAAGUACUGUCUCAUGGGAAUGAAGAAUAGCUACACAGACUUCCACAUCGACUUUGGAGGAACCUCAGUGUGGUACCAUGUUCUCUGGGGAGAGAAGAUUUUCUACUUGAUCAAGCCGACAAAGGCUAACCUUGCACUAUAUGAGUCGUGGAGCUCAUCACCCAAUCAGAGCGAAGUAUUCUUCGGGGAUAAAGUCGACAAGUGUUACAAAUGUGUGGUGAAGCAGGGAUCUACCGUUUUCCUUCCCACGGGUUGGAUCCAUGCAGUGCUCACCUCUCAGGACUCUAUGGCGUUUGGGGGGAACUUCUUGCAUAACUUAAACAUAGGCAUGCAGCUCAGGUGUUACGAGAUGGAACGCAGACUGAAGACUCCAGACCUCUUUAAGUUCCCGUACUUUGAGGCCAUCUGCUGGUAUGUGGCCAAAAACCUUCUGGAGACCCUUAAAGAGUUGCGGGAGGAUAAAUGUCAACCUCAGGGUUUUCUGGUGGACGGGGUGAAAGCUUUAAUCUCAUCACUGAGGACAUGGCUGAGAAGAGAGUUGACUCAACCUAACAGCGAGGUUCCAGACAAUAUCAGGCCAACCCAUCUUAUUAAAUCUCUGACCAAGGAGGUCCGGUACCUGGAGGAUGAUCCGAAUAAAUUUGGAAAGGCUCAGGGAAGUGCCGAGUGCCCUUUAACACACUCGUUGCUGGAGAGGGGUUGUCAGGCACGACGGGAGGCAUGUCGGCUACGUGAUCAUCAUCAUCGACACCAUCAUCAUCAUCACAAACUUCCCUCUAAUCUGGACAUCCUGGAGCUUCACACGAUGGAGGUGCUGAAGAGACUGGAGGUCGGACAGCUGGAGGAGGAUCCGGCUUUCACUGCCAAAGUGAAUGGCAAAUUCAAGAAAGUUUCCACAGCGUCCGCUGUGGCUGUUGAGGGUAGUUAUGAUAACGCCCUGCGUCUGGUGCUAUGUAAUGGCAAAAUUAUGCGAGAGAGGCUUUCUGUCAGUGAUGGGGCAACCAAAGUCAAUGGUGUGGAAAUGUCACAAUGCCAUCAACGUGAGGUGAAGUUGGAAAGAACGUCUUUAAAGCCACAACAAGUGGUGAAAAAAGAACAAACGGAGGAGGAUUUUAGAGUACGUUGCUAUAUCAAGGAAACAAUCAGCCAUGGUGGAACGGUGAAGACAGAACACAGGACAGAAUCGUCACAACACGUAGCAUCUUCAGGCACUGACUCUGAGUCAGACGCAGAACAUUCUGCUGAGCAGAAAGACUCAUCAGAGUCUGAGAGUUCUGAGGAUGAGGAUGGAGGACACCAGAGAGACUCGGGGAGCUUUGCGGAGCAUCUGAGCGGCCCGAAGCACGGCCACCAUAAGCAGUCUCUAAAACGAGAACGUCCUACCUCACCAAACACCGAUAACGCCAUUCAGGGCAUGCUGUCGGUGGCGGGACUGCUGUGUCGGCAAGCGUCAGAAGAGGGCGCCGUCCUGCAGCAGCCGUGGUGGUCCAGUCAGGGUAGCAGUAACAGCAACAGUAGCAGCGAUGCGUGGGACAGCAGCGAGCCCUGUUCGGCCCCCCGGAGCCCAGAGGGAGAGGACGGGAGUCUGGGAAAUGUGUACUCGUACAGGGAGAGCUCGCUUUCCCCUCCCCUCCACCCCUCCAAGAGACACGCCCCUAACCCCAACCCCAUCAGCAACCAGGCCACUAAAGGGAAACGUCCUAAGAAAGGACACGCGACGGCUAAACAGCGUCUGGGGAAGAUAUUAAAGAUGAGCCACCAUAAAGGCUUGUUCCUGUAGCGAGAGGCCAUGCGUAAUAAAUCAACAUAGCUGCUUUUCAUAAUACGCUGGGAUUUUCAUCACACAUUUACACACACACUGCGCAUGUUUAGGUCACAGGGUAUGUUUAUUAGCUCAAACUCCCUUUGUUCAUCAAUCGCAUUUAACACACAUUAUCCAUCAACGCAGGGAAAACUGAGAUUUCAUCAGGAAACGAAAACAUUAACAGCCAAACGUUACAAGAGGAAACAGCAUAGAGUUGAAGUCAAAUGUGGUUGUUGGAGUUAGUUUGUGCGACAACCACCCGCAGGUGUGUAUCACAGGCUAAAGCCCCUCUUUUUCCCCCACCCUACCUUCAAUCGCAUCUGUAGCGCGAGUGAACAAGUGCCGUGCAGGCAAGGACGACUGCCUAGACCUUUACAGCCGGACGCUGGGAGUUUUAUUAAUUCACUGUUUCUUGGUUCUUGUAAGUCAUUCACUUCUUUCUCCUUUGAUUGUCUCAGGCUGACGUAUUAGGUUUAAAGGCGGAGGUGUUGAAAUGGUGCUGAACAUUUGUAUAUCCCCCACUAAGCAAUAAUUGUAUGGCGGUGGAGUGAUGUGUUGAUUUAAUGGGCCGUGUUUUUAGGAUGCAACGUUCAUGUAUGUGUUGAAAAAACAGCAUAUGCUGGUUAGGUAGGUUUUGAAGCAAGGUAGCUGGUCAUUUGCUGGUUUAAGCUGGUCCUGAGCUGGUUUAGGACCAGCUUAACCAGCUAAGGACCAGCUACCAUGCUUCCAACCUUAACCAGCAUAUGCUGGUUUUUCAACAGGGAAACAUUAGGAGAAAAAUAUAAUUCUUAUGUAAACGUAUCUUGUUGUCUUUGACUCAACAUAUUUUCCAUCACUCUCUGGUGUUUGUGAAGGGAUAUUGCUGGUUGGAUACAAGUUACGCUCUUAUUUGUGGCAUGCUUUGACAAAAAAUAAUUUUAACUUGUUCAUAAAUUUGUCAAAACAAACCAAAAAAGGUUGACAGUAAAUAUAUAAUAAUAUACAUAUAUGCUUUGUGCAAAUGAGAAUUAGCUUUUGAUAUUAUUUGCUAUUGUUUUUACGAUUUAGGACCAUGUCACGUAUUCUCAGUCGAUCUCAACUUGUAUUGAACCCGCAAUAUUUCUUUUACGGGGUAAUGUUGCAUAUAUAUUUAGUGUCACAAAUUGAUGUCGCACAUGUGGCUGUAAAUGGUGACUGCAUUUUACAGUGCAGCCUCUGAAAUACUGUGUGAUGUAGUUUGCAAGGGCUGAACAUGUUUGCCAUGUGAUUGACAAUGAUCUAUAGCUUAUCCCGAAUAAUUUAUGUUCUCAACUUUGUUUAAAUGUUUUUUUACUGGAUAACUAUUUAUUAAUUUCAAAGAUAUAAGGAUUUAUAUUGCUUUCUGAGGGUCUUGUUUUUUCGUUGCAUUUGAUAUUUCUGUUAAUAUGAGUAUACUUUUGAAUGAUUAAUGCAAGAGGAAUGAGGUUUUACGUUUGCCAGAUUUUGUAGUUAAUACAAAUCUUAAUGUUUUUUUUUGUCAGAUUUAGCUUUAAAAAUGUGAGCAACGGUAGAUUUUAAAUAUGUCGUCUUUGUAACCUAUUGAAACGGAUCAAAAGAACUUGUGGUGCUCAUGUGGGAAUUUUGAGGAGAGGCUUUGUUUUCUCAGGGAACAACUGACAUCUUUGAAUCCAUCACCAGCACUGUCAUACAAUCGCGCAAUGUUUUGUACUUGUUUCCACAAAUCUGCCAACAAAGUAUAUAUAUUCCCAUUUUUUGUUGUGGUAAAUUCAGGACCGAGGCAAUUUGGUCCCGUUGUACAGUAUCAAAUGUCAUUGUAAGAGAGUUUGAAUAGAAUUGCACCACUGUUUUGGAAGAGGUGUGUUGGUUCAUGAAAAUGCACUAUUUUGGAUCUGCAGGACUUGUAUUGGGUAACAGAUAAUCGAUAAAACUCAGGCUUUGUGAGUUUCGGUCAUGUGCAUGUGUUUUUUAAGAAAAUAUUUCACUGUUCCCAUGAACUUUAAUGCAGAUAAGACCUCCUUUAAAAAAAGUUGCUGAAGUGUGUAUUUCUGAAGGCAAACAGCAUGUCUCAGUUCUUCAAAGAUGUUUCUUUGCAUUGAUGCAUUAAUUGUACAGUAUUUAUGAAUUUCUUGCAUUAUUUACAUUUUCAGCUGUGGUAUAGACUCGAGAGUUCAUGUCACUGCAUUUCAAAUUCUGUGUUCUGUUCCUCUUUACCAUUUCCUAGAGUUCUCUUUGGAUGUUGAUUUUUUUUUCAAUGCAAUGUAAAUAUAUGAUGAGGGGAAAUAUUUUGUAGAUCACACUGUUUUCCAUUUUCCUUUACCAGAUGUUAGGUGGUAAUAAAAACACUGUUCUAUUGAUGAAAGUCAAGUCA
Triplophysa rosa is the source of this 4883-nucleotide messenger RNA. It is a transcript of the gene kdm7aa, whose product is annotated as lysine (K)-specific demethylase 7Aa. The record is from RefSeq and is a predicted model, not a curated record. NCBI's taxonomy places the organism in Eukaryota, Metazoa, Chordata, Actinopteri, Cypriniformes, Nemacheilidae. Gene Ontology annotation, molecular function: transcription coregulator activity; histone demethylase activity. Gene Ontology annotation, biological process: regulation of transcription by RNA polymerase II; protein demethylation. The transcript has 18 exons. The coding region runs from base 29 to 2512 and encodes 827 amino acids.